Myxocyprinus asiaticus (Chinese sucker) is the source of this 4615-nucleotide messenger RNA. Its product is annotated as gliomedin-like. Gene Ontology annotation, cellular component: cell surface. Gene Ontology annotation, biological process: signal transduction. NCBI's taxonomy places the organism in Eukaryota, Metazoa, Chordata, Actinopteri, Cypriniformes, Catostomidae. Bases 245 to 1903 code for a protein of 552 amino acids. The record is from RefSeq and is a predicted model, not a curated record. The transcript is spliced from 10 exons.
AACAACACAGAGCCCAGAAACUCUCAGUCGCACACAGACUUGGAACAAGGACUUCAAUUGUCCUCUCACUUCUGUACACCAUGUCCUUCCCGCUAUUUUAAGGGGGAUAGUCUACACUUCUAUUAUUGAGCCUUACUUUUGAGAUCUGUGAGAUUUGCAGUUUUUAAAACUGAAGCAAAUUUAGAAGUUUGAAAGACUUUUUGAAGUUUCUGAGAAGGGGUUCUCUCUAGGACUCUAAGUCGGAAUGCUGGAUCCAUUGGCAGAGUUGAGGAGAACGGGAGGCUUCAGGCAGUGUGGUGGCCGGAUGUCCUGGCAGGUGCGUUGGGCUCUGUUCAGCGUGUGUGUACUGACGUUAAUAAACUCUGCCGGUCUGGUGCUGCUCCUGGUCCAGCAGAGAGAACUGUGGGCUCACCUGAGCAAGGUGGAGGAGCAGAUGGUGGAGAUAUCUCAGAGUUCUGUAGUGGAGUUCAUGACACAAGUGAAUGGAGAUGAGGCAGAGUUUCAGUACUCAAAAAGCAAGCGCAGCCGGCAACAUCGGGGGACACGGCCGAUUGUAGAUCACGAGGCGGGUCUGGAGGAGGAAGUCUUGGGUGAUUUACAGUAUCAGCGUCAGCUGAGACAUGGGCAGCUUCUCCAACACAAAACGCAAGAGCAGGAUGGCAUGAUGAUGAUGAUGACGUACUCCAUGGUGCCAGUUCAAAUUCUGCUGGACAUUUGCAACAGCACUAAAGGAGUUUGUCUGACUGGACCACCAGGACUUCCAGGCUUACCGGGUAUGGACGGAAUGCCGGGAUUUAAUGGAACAGAUGGAAUUCCAGGGUUGCCUGGAGUGCAUGGAAAACGAGGGAAAAGAGGUCCUCCAGGUGAGAAUGGUGAUCCUGGUGAGAAGGGAGAGAAAGGCGAUCCUGGACCUCUGGGACCCCCUGGAGAAAAGGGCGAACCUUCAAAUGAUGUCAUUAUAGAAGGUCCACCUGGUCCAGUGGGACCCCCUGGCUUCCCCGGUCCACCCGGCCCUCCAGGACCCCCUGGGCCCCAGGGGCCCCCAAGACACAGGAACCACAGAGCACAUGUCCACAUGGUGAAGGAGUCUGUGGGUCACCUGAAUUCAGUCCCAAACGAUGACAACAUCAGCCAGAAAAUGGCAUCAUGGAAGAUAAAUGAUUGCAUGAUAAAGUCCGUGCUGAAUCCCAGACACCUGAUGAAAAUGAGCAGCACGUUUGGAGCUUGGAUGAUGGACACUGCAGCUCAGGGUGAUGAGAAGAUCUGGGUAGCAGAACAUUUCUCAGGUCGUAUCAUAAAGGAGUAUAACAGCAUUGCAGCAUUCCAGAACAGCAGCAGUGAGUCCAUUGACGUCAGGAAGUUUUUCCAAGGUUGCGGCCAUGCUAUACAUAACGGCUCCAUGUUCUACCACAUCGCUGGAACCUUUAAUAUUGCAAAGUUUGACCUUCAAACAAAGAUCUUACACACACUGAGUAUUGAAAAUGCCCUGUAUCACAACCUGUCCUACCUCCUUCAGAACUCAAAGACGUAUUUUAAAUUAGCAGUGGAUGAGAACGGUCUGUGGAUUAUGUUUGCCUCCAGCAUUGACGACAACAUUAUGGUGGCUCGAAUGGAUGAGAAGACGUUCUCCGUCACCAGCUACAUCAACACCACCUACCCUAGGACCAAAGCUGGAAACAUGUUUAUCGCUUGCGGGAUCCUCUACGUCACGGACACUAAAGACACAAAGGUGACCUACGCAUUUGACCUCCUGAAAGAAAAGCCUGUCAGUGUCAGCUUGGAUCUGAGGGCACCUGGAGGAGUUCUAGCAAUGAUCUCAUACAACCCCAGAGACAAACAUCUGUAUGUGUGGGACAGCAGCUAUGUCAAGUCAUACCAAGUUCAGUUUCUAUCUGAUGAAUAAUUGAUGAAAUCAUUGGAGUACUUCGUUGUUUGCAGCGUUUUGUUUUGUCAUGUGAAGUCUUUUAGUAUUUUAUAGUAAAUAAUAACUAAUUAUUUAAUUUUUGCCUAUAUGCGUACCAAUGUUUCCUUUUUCUUGAGCAGAUGAUUAAUCAAGUAAAAUUGUUAAUCUAGUAAUAGAGUCAAUGCUGUAAAUAAGAUAUAUUUAUCUUCAUAUUCAUAUAUUUAUUAUUUAUGUAUAAUUUUGACUGUUAUAUUCUGCAUUUUCUUUUUUGUUUGCUAACAUGGGUUUAAAGUAAACAUUUCCUCUAUCAAUUCAAUAGGCUUCGUUCCUAAAACAUAAGCAGAACUAAUUUGUCGUUUGUAAAAUCAUUCUUCAAAAAUUGUCUUCUAAAAGAUUUACACAGCAAUUCACUCAUGUGAGAGGUUUAUUGAAUGAGGCUUACAGAAUGUAUAUAAUCAAUAUAGUUUCUAUGUAAUUUAUUUUUGAUUUGUAACUAGUAGCACCUAAUAUACAAGCAAAAAAUAAAUAUAUCCUCAUAUGUGGACAGUGUGACUAAGUUGUGAAAUUUUAAAAAAUACCAAGCUAUAGAAAGUUAGUUUUUUCAUUAAAUUGUUUAUUAUGUUUCCAGAAGUGUUGGUUAUUCAUGUUUUGAGACGUUACAGAUGUUACACCAGAAAUUAUCAUAAUUCUGAUUCAGAGUAAUGACCAGCAUCGUCCAAUCACUGCCAACCAUGUUAAAAUAAAAUUAUACAUUAUAAAUGCUGAAUCUAUGUACUGAUUACCAUUGUCCCAUGUCUGCCAAACAUGUUGAGUGGUCCAAACAUCAUCUGCAGCUUGAAACUGAACUUUUGGUCAGAUUUUAGGACUGAAUGCACUUAGCUGCAUAGAAAGAUAUAGGAUGCUCCCUUGCUCCUAAUUUAGUGAAUGACUUAACCUACAGUGUGCUGUCUGUCUGCACUGGUCUCAGAACAGUUCAGAAUGCACCUGAUUUUCAUCCUAUCUCCUUAUAAAGCCUCUGAAAGCAACAUUUUUCAGCUUUUGGUGAAUACAUUUAUUCUCAAUGUGAAAAUGCACAGUAAAUAUAUAGGAAUGCAUUUACUAAUGUUAAUGAAUAGAACCGUAUUGUACAGAGAUAACAAAAUAAAAUAUAACAACAUUUAUAUAACAACAUUUAUAUUAAAAUGAAGCAAAAUGACCCACAGAUGUGUAAAUGUUUAAAUGUAUUCAAAAUAACUAAUGUUUUUUCAACUUUUGAGGGAAUACUGUCCCAAUUUUCACGUAUGUGGACUUCAUGUUUAUCAGUGCGCUGAUGCAUGAAAAAUGUAUGCAACUUUUAAAGUGGCAUAUAAAAAAAAAAUAAAAAAAAAUAAAAAAAAUAGAGAUGCUACUCUUUACACCCAAACAGGUGUCUUGAAAAAACUGAGGUUUCUUACCAGAGGCACUUUUGUUGGCUCUGCGCCCGUAGAAGCGCUUCCAGGAAAGCAACAGCAUGCUGUGACUCGGUGCGGCAGAAGUUAACCCUUAAAUUACAAUCUAGAGUCUUGUAAACAGUAUUCAGUUGGUUUAAACUAAUUUAAAAUAAUGUGUUGCAUACAGUGAAGAGAAAAUACAACGUCCACAUGCGUGGAGGUGGGGUCGCACAAGGUUAAAGUUUGCCCUCUCAUAGAGCUAUUUCCGACCAGUUAUAUAUUUUAGAGCAAAACAUAACUAGAAAAGCUUAUAUUUACAAUAGAAAUGUCCAGACUUUUUGAGAUUUAACUCAUUUAAAUGACUUUACCAGGCCUGGAAAUCCCUAUUUUAAAACUCCCUCAUAUUUCCAGGUUUUCCAUGACUGUGGGAACCAUGUUCAAAUAGGAAAUUUCAAUAGUCUUUCUUAAAUUCGCAAUGUUAAUUUUUCUUCCAUAUUGUGAUGUACUUGAAUGAAAUAGGAUAUUCAACAAGAGACAAAAUGCAUGACAGGACUUGAAUUUAUCUAUCGUUAAUUGAUUUGAUCUUGAAAAAUGACCGUUCCAUAAUAGACUGGAGCCAGACCUGAAAAAUAUGUUUACUGCAAAUACUGUAAAUGCCUAAUACAUUUUUCAAUUUAGAACAGGGAGUCAAAUUGUCUUUAUUUUAAGACUUUGGACAUUUAUUAGUAACAACUUAGUAAAACCAAUACUACUUACGUCUUAAUAUAAUUAAAUAAACUUGAAUACCACCUAACAAAUACAAAACACACCAAUAACUUGAAUAGGUAAAAUUUUCAAACAAUUGAUAUUAUUUGAUAAUUGAUCAAAAUUAACAAACAAUCAAUAUUAAUAUUGGAAACAACCAUUAGUUAUAUUACAUUCUACACAAAAAUAAGACAUUUAAUAGCCUCACUCUUCAUUCAGUUAAUUAGAAAUUGAGCAUUAUUACAUUACUUUCUAUUAAAAAUAAGAUUUUAUAUAUUUUAUAUUUAAGAUGUAAAUUAUGGCUAAAUAGCCUUCCUUUACAUUAUUAAUUACUAUCUUAAUCAUGCUUAAUUAGUGCAUUAUUGUGGAUCCUUAAAAUAGUGUUACCCAUUUUUUUCCUUUGGAAUAAUAUACUGACGAAUUGUUCACAUCAAGUCCAAAAACAUGUAUUAAAACCGUUAAUUACGAUUUCUUGUUGACUUUAAAUUGUAGAUGUUGUGUUACACUGCAAGAACGUACGUAAGGCACAAAAUGUAUUUGACAAAUAUGGUUCAAUUUU